CUCCAAUUCGCCCACAACACCAGAGGCUCUAAUACACACACACACACACACUCUCUCUCUCUCUCUCUCUCACACACACACACGGGUUGCAGUGUAAUCCCGGGUUAAAUGCUGUAAUCUGGAGUUAAUCCCGGGUUAGAGGAGGGACUCUGGACUCUGCAGGCUCGUGCACAGCAGCGCCGCGUGACCGUGCAGCGUUCAACACACCUGGAGGAGUUCCAUUCCAGAUGUUUCCAAACAGCGCGCGCCUUUCUCCUGCGGAUUAAUCCCCAGCGCCUGUGACGUCAUCCGCUGGUUUGCCUGAUAGAGCUAAUUCAGUAGCACAGUGUGUGUGUGUGUGUGUGCUGAGUAUGGGGCAUCCCCCGCUGGAGUUCAGUGACUGUUACUCAGACAGCCCUGAUUUCAGAGACAGACUCAAGAGUUAUGAGCUCGAGCUCGAGAAAACCAGCAAGUUCCUCAAAGACGUCAUCAAAGAUGGAAAUAACGUCAUCACCGCUAUUAAAGGCUAUUCUUUGGCUGUGCAGAAGUUCUCUCACACCCUUCAGACGUUCCAGUUUAACUUCAUUGGUGACACACUCACUGAUGACGAGAUAAACAUUGCUGAGUCGUUCCGUGAGUUCGCUGGUUUGCUGCAGGAAGUGGAGGAGGACAGAAUGAUGCUGGUACAGAAUGCUUGUGAUCUGCUCAUUAAGCCUCUGGAGAAGUUUAGGAAAGAUCAGAUUGGUGUCACAAAAGAGCGACGUAAGAAAUUUGAGAAGGAGAGUGAGAAAUAUUACUCUCUUCUGGACAAACAUCUGAACCUGUCUUCCAAAAAGAAAGAAACCCAACUCCAGGAGGCAGAUGAACAGCUGGAGAAGGAGCGACAGAUGUUCUACGAGUCAUCAGUAGAAUAUGUUUAUCAGAUCCAACAGGUUGAAGACAGGAAGAAGUUCGACAUCGUGGAGCCUGUGUUGGCAUUCCUGCAGAGUAUUCUGACUCUGAAUAAUCUGACAGUGGAGAUGACUCAGGACUUCCUGCCUUAUAAACAGGAACUCCAGCUCAGCCUGCAGAACACACGUAAUCACUUUGAGAGCACACGUGAGGAGAUGGAGGAGCUGAUGAAGAGGAUGAAGCAGCCUCAUCCUGUGUUCGUCAGACAGCAGCAGCCGACCAUCGAGGGAUACCUGUCCAUUCAUGAGAAGUGGGCGUUGGGGAUGACAUGGCUGAGGUAUUACUGCAGAUAUAUGAAGAACGAUAAACUGUUAGUGAUGGUGCCGACUGAACAGAAACCUGGAACCAAACAGGUUCCUGUCGAGCUCACUCUAAAGUCAUGUAUUCGCCGUAAAAGUGACUCCAUCGAUAAGCGCUUCUGCUUUGACAUCGAGACUCAGGAGAGGCCGUUGGUGACUCUGCAGGCGACGUCCGAGUUCAACAGGAAGCAGUGGAUCGAGGCAAUGGACGGAAAAGAACCCAUUUAUUAUUCCCCGAUUCAGAAACAAGCUGAAAUGGAACUGAAUGAAGUCGGAUUCAAGUUUGUGAGGAAAUGCAUCAACGUCAUUGAGGCGAAAGGUCUGACUCAGGAGGGAGUUUACAGGACGGUUGGCAGCAACAUCCAAGUGCAGAAACUGCUGAAUGCCUUCUUUGACUCGAAAUGUCCUGGUGAUGUGGAUUUGAACAGCAGUGAGUGGGACAUCAAAACUAUCACCAGUGCCAUGAAGUUCUAUCUGCGGAGCCUGAGUGAACCACUCAUGACCUACAGCCUGCAUCGGGAGCUUAUCAGUGCAGCAAAAUCAGAGAAUCUAGAUUACCGGUUGGGGGCGGUGCACUCUCUGGUGUACAAGCUGCCAGAGCAGAACCGUGAGAUGCUGCAACUGCUCAUCAAACAUCUGGUCAGCGUGUGUAGCCAAAGCAGCGAGAACCUGAUGACGCCAUCCAACAUGGGCGUGAUAUUCGGCCCCACCCUUCUCAGAGCCGAACAGGAAACGGUGGCAGCCAUGUUGGAUAUAAAAUUCCAGAACAUCGUCAUUGAGAUCCUGAUCGAGGAUUACUGUAAGAUCUUUCGUGGCCCUCCAGAGGAAAGCUCCGCCCCUCCUGUCCCGCCUCCGAGGGUGGCGCCGAGAAAACGACAGCCAAUUACUAUCUCCAAAAGGCUUCCGAGGCUUUACCCCGCCCUUCAUCCGUCAGUCUUCGAGAGUCAAGAGCAGAACGGUGCAGCACACAACGGUUCCGAUUCUGGAGGGGAUGUCACGAACGCCAGUCCGGUUCCACCUCAGAGGAUUAAAUUAGCCCCUCCCACUGUGGCGCCACCUUCCAUCCCGACUUCUGUCCCUCCAUCUCGGGUUCCUCCUCAGCGCCAAGCCAUUCUACCCAAACCCACCGUCUACCAGGAUCAGUUCUCCGACUCUGAUGUCGUCAAGCUCGCUUCUCGGAUACAGGACAGAGGUCAGCAGUUGGACAACGGGGACUCCAGAGUGACAGUGGGUCGGACUCAGUCGUUCCCGACCAGAAAACCUCAGCAGCGGGUCGUCACAGCAACCAGAGAUGUCGAAAACGAUGGGACAAAGAGUCGGCCUACGUUAGAGAAAAGUUCCAUCUGUCGGCCCCCGACACGGCCUCCCGACCCACCUUCACGAUGUCCAACCACUCAGAAAACGCAAAACGAUGACACUCCAGCAUCAUAUGUUGCUUCCAAAACCAAGUUUUUUGAAAAUGCUUCCAGAAAGACUGGGAGCUCUUCAUCCACUUCAUCAGCGAGCAGCGAUCUGCCGAGAUGAGACACGACUUUAUUCAAUUUUUAAGCCUUUUAAAGAGCUUGAAAUGGGAAAUUCAGAAGCUACGUCUUUAUCGUCACCACCACUUGUUGUUGUUCUUCUUAUUUCUGUGAUGGAUAAUGCAUAGCGUGUUAGCGUGAGUUAGCAUGGCCGUGCCGACACUGUUACAACCCCUUGUACCCCCUCCCCCUCCCCCCCUCCCCUGUUCCUUGCUAAGGGGCCAUUUCAUUGGAACGUUUUCUUUUUUACUAACUUGUUGAUGUUUACUGGCUGUUCUACGCCACGCCUUUAAAACCUGACUCCAUUUCCUACAAAAAAUAAAAACCUCACCGUCCAGUGCACUACUGCUCCACACUAACACUCCUGAACUAGGAAGUGAACACCAGGAUUUGAAACACAGCCUCUCCACUACAGACAUACAGUACAAACACCAUCUUUUAAUGUAUUUAUGACUCUGUUUAAUUAAUUAUUAAAACAAAAUCUCAUUAAAAAAGUUUACAGUGUAAAAAAAAA
Messenger RNA from Neoarius graeffei (lesser salmon catfish), 3263 nucleotides. RefSeq names its product oligophrenin 1 (gene ophn1). Gene Ontology annotation, biological process: signal transduction. The record is from RefSeq and is a predicted model, not a curated record. Gene Ontology annotation, molecular function: GTPase activator activity; protein binding. Gene Ontology annotation, cellular component: cytoplasm. The coding region runs from base 351 to 2753 and encodes 800 amino acids. Lineage: Eukaryota; Metazoa; Chordata; Actinopteri; Siluriformes; Ariidae. The transcript is spliced from 24 exons.